Molecule: messenger RNA, 529 nt
Organism: Chelonoidis abingdonii (Abingdon island giant tortoise)
Lineage: Eukaryota; Metazoa; Chordata; Testudines; Testudinidae
Source: RefSeq, a predicted model, not a curated record
GCCCUUGGCCUGUCCCUGACAUCCCAUCCGGGAGCAGUUACAGUAUAAGACUGCACAAGGGAGGGGCAAGGCGGUGGAGGAUCAGUCUUGGGCAGGUCAUUUGAGGAGUAUUGCACUGUGCUCAAUGAGUUAGUGUAGCCUUUUUGUGAUGGAGAAGGAGGCAAGCCAGUUGGAGAAGGACCACGUCCAUAGUGUGUAUGAGAAAAUUGCUCCUCACUUCCAUGAUGCACGCUACAAGGCUUGGCCAAAGGUACAACAGUUCCUUUCAGAUCAGGAACCAGGGAACCUGAUUGCUGAUAUUGGCUGUGGAAAUGGCAAAUACCUUCAUAUCAAUUCUCAAACCUAUAAGCUGGGCUGUGAUUACUGCUUCCCUUUGGUGGAGUCAGCACGAAAUGAUGGCCAUGAAGUAAUGGUGUGUCAUAGUCUGUGCCUGCCAUAUCGGAAUGAGUGUUUUGAUGCUGUCUUAUCCAUUGCUGCCAUCUGUGCAUCUCCCCUGAUUUAUAUCCUGACACCUCCUCGAACAGAGUAA